This is a messenger RNA of Striga asiatica, 465 nucleotides long. The record is from the annotation of a GenBank genome assembly. Lineage: Eukaryota; Viridiplantae; Streptophyta; Magnoliopsida; Lamiales; Orobanchaceae.
AUGUAUGUCUCUGGUGUCCGAGCUUCCUUGGUAUGCCGACUUCCGAGCUACGCAGGGCUUGUCAUAAGGAAUAACCUAUAUGAACUAAACACAGAAGGCCAGGAACAAAAGCAGUAUUACACUGCAAGUAAAUGGGUUGGGUUGGGGGAAAUUAUGGCUACCAAGUAUCUCGACAAAACCAGAAUCUCUAAAAAGAUCAACGGUAACGACGCAGGGAAAGGGUUUGGUUCCUCUUCCAGGACGGGCUUUGUGGUGCAGGUGGCCUCUUCCCCUGAGGCCUCUGUAUUUCUUUCCAGCAGAGGUCAGCCCACGAAGCUCCCUGUGCUUGUGGACCGGAUUGCAGAGCCAAUUGAUCCUUGGGUCAUUGCGGAUAGUAGUGUGGGCCGUGUCAACCAGGAUAACUUCAAAGUACUUGUAAGUAGAGUCCUGCAAAGCCCAUAUAAGCCCACAGGCCCACAUAUUUAG